Clupea harengus (Atlantic herring) is the source of this 2060-nucleotide messenger RNA. It is a transcript of the gene fgf20b, whose product is annotated as fibroblast growth factor 20b. The record is from RefSeq and is a predicted model, not a curated record. Gene Ontology annotation, molecular function: growth factor activity. Lineage: Eukaryota; Metazoa; Chordata; Actinopteri; Clupeiformes; Clupeidae.
UCUUCCAAAGAAAGUGAAAUAAAUAACACAUUUACACUAUGUAACAGUUUGGUUCUCUUAUGUUCCCAUGGCUAUGUUGCUGGUUAUAGACCACAGAGAAUGUCUUUCUCUCUCUCUCUCUCUCUCCCUCUCCCUCUCUCUCUCUCUGUGUCAUAGAUUCUUAGGGGAAAUCUCACACAGGAAAGGUUUAAAUUUACGGGACCGCCCACAGUAAGCCAUUGCUUGCAUUAUGCACCUGCCUCACGUUUCAAGCAUUCGGUGUGUGAGGCAUUCACAGUGAUUAUUCUGCCGCACUGGUACCUGUGUUAUUGUGCUCUGUGAAGACUGAGGAUAUAUCCAAUAUUGCGCACGUCGUGGAGCGUCUUAUAUGUUUCUACUUCACAAACUUAUACACAAGUGUUAAAUACUGGGAAUAACUAUUUGAUACAUUCUGAAGAAUAUACUCGUAACGAAAGGAAUAAGGAGCGCAGAGAAGCAACUAACUAGAAGCAUGCCUUCACAAAAUCAGCUGACGUUUUGGAGCAGACCAGAGUAAACGCUUUCCUAAGAACCUCCUGUCUUACGAGACAGUUGUGAAUGUCAGUUAUACUGUACGCGUGGUCUAAACAGCCCGUGCCAAGUACUGGACAUCGCUGAAAUCAUGCAAUAAACGGCAGCAAUCUUGCACGAGACAUUCUCUCUGUAUUUCAGCCCCAAACUUCACCUGAUGUUGCUGCGUAGGUUGUUUGUGAUGGCAACUAUCGGAGAAGUCGGAGCGCUUUUACAAACCAUGGAUGCUUUUGGCCAUGUCGGGUCACACUUUCACGUAACAUCUCUUGGAGACAGUAUUGGCCCUCUGAGCGAUCACUCAGUGCCCGCGGAGAGACUCUCGCGCAGCACCACGGCGGACUUAGCCCAUUUAAAAGGAAUUCAUCGCAGACGGCAGUUGUACUGCAGAACUGGAUUUAACCUUGAAAUACUCCCAGAUGGCACCGUCCAGGGCACAAGAAAAGACCACAGUCGAUUUGGUAUUUUGGAAUUCAUAAGCCUUGCAGUUGGAUUAAUAAGCAUCAAAGGAGUGGACACUGGACUCUAUCUCGGGAUGAAUGACAAAGGAGAACUUUUUGGCUCUGCGGCACUCACCAAGGAGUGUAUCUUCAAGGAAGCCUUCGAGGAGAACUGGUAUAACACAUAUGCCUCCUUGAAGUACAAGCACAAUGGAGAGAAGGGGGCAGCCUACUUUGUGGCACUGAACAAGGAUGGGACACCACGAGAUGGGACUAAGUCUAGGCGGCACCAAAAGUUCACACACUUUCUGCCCAGGAUAGUGGACCCUGACAAAGUGCCAGUACUUAACAAGGACAAUGUAGGACAAAGCUGAGUUUCCGAUUAAAGCCGGAACGGAUGAGGUGCAGAAUCGCUCUGGUUCCCAUUUCGUCUUUGGAGACAAGGGAUGGAAGUGAAGACCGCUGGCACAAAAACGUGGCCAAGACAGCUAACAUGAAAGAAGAAUGGUCAGUGGGCUCCUGCUGGAUUGCACCGGCCGCUCGCUGGGGUCACCUGUCCGAGACUCUCUGCCUGCACACUGGGAGCCAUUCGGGCCUGUUGGUCUCACUAGAUAAAGCCCUGCACCACCUGAGGAGAGGAGGGCGAGAGAAGGAGGCUAAAGGUGUGUGAUAGGAUUCCAACGCUGAUCUGCAGAGAAGGACUCUCCAGUGACGUGUUUCCCAUUAGCUGUGUUUCCUCGAACAGAGAAGCAAAGAACAGCUGGGAGACAGUGUCCAAUAUAACAUAAAGACUGAGUGCCACAGUGCAUUGCUGAAGAGACGUUGUGUAGAGGACUGUGAAGGUAUCCUGCUUCUUGAAGACUUCUAAAUGUAAAGUAUAGAGGCUGGAUUGUCGACUGUUAUGUCAGUGUGGUUUAUUUAUGCAUUUUUUUUUCAGUACAUGUAUUUAUUUGAAAUAUUUAUUUAUUGAAGAAUAUAUAUUUUUACACAUAACUACACAACUAGACCAAACAAUUAGGAAUUGUAUCAAAAUAGUGUCUCAAACAAUUCUUUUCAUCUGACCAAAGAAAAUAC